GCUCUUCUGCUCUGAGCGGAGCGCCAGCGAGACGAACAGCACCAUGACUGCGAACGCAUACGACGUGAUUGUGAUUGGCGGAGGCAUCUCAGGUCAUAGGCCCAAGUAUGCUGCAGCUGCAUAGCUGAGGUCUGAGUGCCACCAAGCUGUUGGUGGAGAGCGGCCUGAAUCCUGUGCUCCUGGAAGCCAGAAACCGUGUUGGUGGAAGAACCUACACUGUUCAGAAUAAGGAGACCAAAUGGGUGGAUCUGGGAGGAGCUUACAUCGGGCCCACUCAAAACCGCAUCCUGAGAAUAGCCAAACAGUAUGGUGUGAAAACAUACAAAGUCAACGAGGAGGAGUCUCUGGUUCACUAUGUGAAGGGCAAAUCAUAUCCAUUCAAAGGGCCUUUCCCUCCGAUGUGGAACCCGCUUGCCUACCUGGACUACAACAACCUCUGGAGGACAAUGGACAAGAUGGGAAUGGAGAUUCCUAAAGAAGCUCCAUGGAGGGCACCUCAUGCAGAAGAGUGGGACAAGAUGACCAUGCAGCAGCUCUUUGACAAGAUUUGCUGGACCAGGGCCGCUCGUCGCUUUGCCACUUUGUUCGUCAAUGUGAACGUGACCUCCGAGCCCCAUGAGGUGUCUGCUCUCUGGUUCCUUUGGUAUGUCAAGCAGUGUGGAGGCACCAUGAGAAUCUUCUCUACCACCAAUGGAGGCCAGGAGCGCAAGUUUGCCGGAGGUGCCAAUCAAAUCAGUGAGGCGAUGGCGAAAGAGCUGGGUGAGCGCGUGAAGCUGGGCAGAGCUGUCUACAGCAUUGACCAGACUGGAGACCUGGUGGAGGUCAGGACGGUUAAUGAAGAGACAUACAAGGCCAAAUUUGUUAUACUUGCCAUACCACCAGGCCUGAACUUGAAAAUCCAUUUCAACCCAGAACUACCGCCUCUGAGGAACCAGCUGAUUCACAGAGUCCCCAUGGGCUCAGUCAUCAAGUGCAUGGUGUACUACAAAGAAAACUUCUGGAGGAAGAAGGGAUACUGUGGUAGUAUGGUUAUUGAGGAGGAAGAAGCACCUAUUGGUCUCACUCUUGAUGACACUAAGCCUGAUGGGUCUGUGCCUGCUAUAAUGGGUUUUAUCCUGGCGCGAAAAUCCAGGAAAUUAGCCGGCCUGACGAAAGAGGAGAGAAAGAGAAGGAUCUGUGAGAUUUAUGCUCGUGUGCUUGGCACAGAAGAAGCGUUAAAUCCUGUGCACUACGAGGAGAAAAAUUGGUGUGAGGAGGAGUACUCUGGUGGCUGCUACACUGCAUACUUCCCGCCUGGUAUCAUGACACAGUAUGGCAGGGUCCUGAGGGAACCGGUGGACAGGCUUUACUUUGCAGGAACUGAAACGGCCACAGAAUGGAGCGGUUACAUGGAGGGGGCCGUGCAAGCUGGAGAGAGAGCCACUAGAGAGAUUUUGUGUGCGAUGGGAAAACUCCACGCGAGUCAAAUCUGGCAGUCGGAGCCUGAAUCAUUGGAUAUCCCGGCCCGGCCGUUUGUCACCACAUUCUGGGAAAGAAACUUGCCGUCUGUUGGGGGACUCUUUAAAUUUAUGGGCGUGUCCUCCUUCCUGGCUCUGGCCACGGCUGCAGGAUUGGUCGCCUAUAAGAAGGGGCUCGUCCCACAUAGCUAAAGCUCCUCCCGCUUUCGCAACCUGUUCUCUGAUCUGGCCUUGUGAUUGUGGCAUCCAAUCACCUAAUCACGGUCAUAACUCCGCCUGGGUAUGUGGCCGAGGUUACUUAAAUGAGAUUUGACACACAAUCGCUCAGUCAUUGUUAAAAAUUAAUCAAGUGAUUAUUAUGGCAUAACGAGUAGCUACUAAUUGUUACUGUGGGAAUUGCCCUGUCAAAGAGUUCACUAACUAGCCACAUUAAAGGAACCGAACCGAACGUGUGACAUUCCACAAUCAUUCAUUACGCGUGUGAGAGUGUGUGCGCGUGUGUGUUUUUCACCAGUCUUAUUGAUUACCUCUGCUAAUUUCAGGUGCUGUUCUCAGGAACCCGUUAAUUAACCUUCCAGAAAUACUGAAGUAACAUUACAGAGAUUAGAUUAUCAUUUAGCAAUGCGUUUUAUUUCAUUCUACAAGAGACUUUUUGUGAAUAUCUUCUCCACAUCACAACACAGAAGCCGUAUUAGCUUCAGCACAAUUCACUAUAUCAUUCACGAGAGAAGCAGAGGCUGUUCAUAUCACAUUAGUUAUUGUUUCUCAACUUACAAAUUAUAUGGCAAUUAGUACGUGUCUGGUAGCACGGCGAAGUAAAGUCUGUCAGUCAUAGAGAGCUGAUUCGAAGGUUGUCCCAGUGUUUUGUGUCGUUUCUAAAAGCUGCUGUGUGAUUGAAUCAUAUGAAAGCAUUUGAAUGUACUUUUACGUAGUUGAUUUUUUUUCAUGUAACAGACCAGUGUAUACUUGAAAUUUGAAUUUGUUUUUGACAUGCAUUGAUUUUCAGCCAUCCGCUGUUUAACAGUUCUCUAAUUCCAUAGUAUAUUAUUAAUAGUAAAAUAUAAAUGUAAUGUUAAUUUGUAGAGAAAUGUAAAACCCUUUUAUGUCAAUGAUUUAAGUUUUUUUCUUUUUUUUCUCCCAUCUACCCAUCUUGUGAUAGAUAGAUAGAUAGAUAGAUAGAUAGAUAGAUAGAUAGAUAGAUAGAUAGGUGCAAGUGAAAAGUGUCCCUCUCACCUUUGUAGAAGUAACCUGUGCAAUAUUAUUUACAAAACAAUUAUAACAUUAUGUAUGGUGAUUCACUCAAGUACAUGGCAUUCUAACACACUUCAGUUCUUUAAUCAUAUCUAGCAAAUUAUCAAAUCCUAUAUAUAAUUGCAGUUAACUGAAAAGGAGGUUAGGCCCCAGGCAGACAGAUUAGAGAAUGAAAUGUAUUAUGUGUGUAAACCUGAAGUGUGUACAUUUUGUUGUUCCAAAGAUGCGUUGUAAACUGUUGUUUGUGGUGCCUUAAUCUGAUGUAGUAUUCCUCAUUUCUCAAGUGCCUCUGUGCUGACGAGCUCCUCCAGUCUUGAACAUUGUCUCUGGGUCAGUCACUGGCUGCUUUAGGUGAUGCUUUCUAAAACGAGCUCCUUUCACAAGAACAGGAAAUAGAAUUUUGGUCGAAGAUUUGUGAAGCUCUUUGACCGAUAAAAUCUGCAUUUAAGAACCAUUCAAAAACCCACCGCUCUACUUUCCAGCAUACGAUGGAAAGCUUUAACAGCCGCUUCCAGAAGAAGAAGCCACUGAUGAUCCAGGACUGACAGAAUCAGAGGCAAAGCCACUCCUGACUGUUGACUGUAAUGUUUGAUAAGAAAGCUUUCUAUCUGUGACCUACAUCUUGGUUAGAGUCUGGUCCACUGUGAACUUAGUAAUGAUGUGGUGACACUUUUGUCCUGACAUGUUGUAUUUGCUGUAACUCCUCCACCUGGUGUGCUAGUGAAUUGUGCCUCUGUGUGUGUGUGUGCUGCUAAUGCUUUUCCCGAAACCACAUAACAUGGCGCUGUGUACCUGAUCUGUCGUCACCUGCUCCGGUUUGCAUAGCUGCCCUGCUCCGAUCAGGCCCCUUUGUCUGAUUUUGUGUGCGUAUCACAGUCUCCAAUGGUCUAGUCUUGUAAUUGCAAUAUUUGAUCUCUUUGUACAAAUUCAACGACUAAGCUGAUAAUAAAAACGUGGGAUUCACCACCA
Molecule: messenger RNA, 3677 nt
Organism: Puntigrus tetrazona (Sumatra barb)
Lineage: Eukaryota; Metazoa; Chordata; Actinopteri; Cypriniformes; Cyprinidae
Gene: maoa
Product: monoamine oxidase
Exons: 16
Coding region: 399-1649 (416 amino acids)
Molecular function (GO): oxidoreductase activity
Source: RefSeq, a predicted model, not a curated record